AUGGCGUUCAAGUCUCUCCAACUAUUCUUCCUUCUUCUCGCUUCCUUUACAUCUCACGUAAUCUCCAGACACAUUCCAACUCCAAUUCCUCAACAUCUCUAUGGAUGUCGUAAAGGUGACAACGUUGAAGGAAUCCACAGCAUUAAAAAAUACCUUCACCGUUACGGUUAUUUAUCACACAACACGAAUACCAGUUCCCAUAUCGAACUAAACAGCAACACGUUCGAUGACACCCUAGAAUCUGCCGUUAAAUUAUACCAGAAAUGGUCUAAACUCAACGUAAGUGGAAUUCUAGACCAACAAACAUUAGAUCAAAUCUUCAAACCUCGAUGUGGAUUACCAGAUGUGAUCAUGAAAUCUAACUCAAAUAAGAAUACCGAGGAUGAUCUUGAAAUAUCAUCUCAUUACGCUUUAUUCCCAGGGAACCAAAAAUGGCCAGAUUACAAACGCCAUCUAACCUACACAUUUACCAACAAUUUCCCAAUAGACUUCGUGCCAUCAGUGACUGAGGCUAUGAAAGAAUGGGCAGCCCACUCACUAUUCACAUUCUCACAAGCUGCGGAUGACCAAGUCCCUGACAUUAAUAUCAGCUUUCAGGUAGGGGAUCAUGGAGAUGGGGUUCCUUUUGAUGGACCCGGAGGAGUCGUGGGUCAUGCUUUUGCACCAACUGAUGGGAGAUUGCACUUAGAUGGCGACGAUAAAUGGUCGGCGGGGUUGGAAACUCAGAAGGUUAAUGUGAUGAAUGCGGCACUUCAUGAGCUUGGACAUGUUCUUGGUCUUGCCCAUAGCACCGUUCAACAAGCUGUCAUGUGGCCCUAUAUUGAUGUUUAUGCUUUAAAGGCCUUGACUGAUGAUGAUAUUGCCGGACUCACUGCUUUGUACCCCUAA
Messenger RNA from Cucumis melo (muskmelon), 888 nucleotides. RefSeq names its product metalloendoproteinase 2-MMP-like. Gene Ontology annotation, cellular component: extracellular matrix. Gene Ontology annotation, biological process: collagen catabolic process; extracellular matrix organization; proteolysis. NCBI's taxonomy places the organism in Eukaryota, Viridiplantae, Streptophyta, Magnoliopsida, Cucurbitales, Cucurbitaceae. The transcript has a single exon. The record is from RefSeq and is a predicted model, not a curated record. Bases 1 to 888 code for a protein of 295 amino acids. Gene Ontology annotation, molecular function: zinc ion binding; metalloendopeptidase activity.